This is a messenger RNA of Prorocentrum cordatum, 1296 nucleotides long. NCBI's taxonomy places the organism in Eukaryota, Dinophyceae, Prorocentrales, Prorocentraceae. The record is from the annotation of a GenBank genome assembly.
GGCCGAAGCACAUCUGGUAUCAAAGUGUGUUGGGUCGUGCCGAUUGUUUCUCCCCUCCGGAAGACGCCCUUGCCAGGCUUCCCGCCGCCCACGCGCCCGCCGCGGACAGGUAGCGCGACUCCUUCGGCAGCCGCGAGCCGCGGAAGCCCGAGGGGCCGUCCUCGAAGCGGAGGAAAGAGCGGCAGCCCCGGGUCGUCCACGCGGGUCGGCUGCGCGCGGGGCCCGCCGAACACCAGGUGCCACGCCGGCGCCAGGGCCUCGCCGGCCUCGGCCGCUCCGCCGCAGGCGGCCGGCGGGGAGCCCGUGGCCUGGCCGAGGGCGGCGCGGAGGGUGGAGGACGCGGACGCGGCGCGCGCGUCGCUGACGAGAAAGCGGGCGCCGUUGUACCCGGAGGGGAGGCCCGGCCCGAACAGCGCCCGCCACACCUCGCGCUCGCAGGCCGUGGGCGCCCGCGGGGGCCUCCGCUGCGCGCCCAGGUGGACAAAGGGCGCGUCGAGCGUGCGCCGCGCCAGGCUCGUGAGCACCAGCCGCAGCAGCUGGCGCUCCGACUCCUCCCGGGCCGCCGGGAGGAAGAGGUGGAAGCCGCGCCCGGAGCCCGAGGGCCCAGGCUCCUCGGGCUGUCGCGCGAGGUGGCCAAGGACCUCCGCGGCGGCGCACUCGCCCCGCGGCCCCUGCGGCGACGGCGGGGCGCCGUGCCGCAGCGCCCGGACACCCCCGAAGGCGGCCGCGAGCGCACUGGCCUCGGCCGCAUCCACCCGCCGCCCACAAGAAUCGGCCACGACAGCUCGGCGUGCAGCUCGGGGGGGGCCAGGUCCACGAGCCACGCGAGGGGCUCGCGGCAGCGGCAGACCACGAGGCUCGCGCUCACGGGCUCUGAGGCCAGCGCCCGCAGCGCAAGGGUGGCGGCCUCGAAGCGCGACAGGGCCACUCCAUCGGCCAGGCCCUGGACAGCGGCUCGUAGACGUCCGCCGCAACCUGCCGCGCCUGCUGCAGCGCCUCCCGCGCCAGCGCGGCGCUCUGCCCGCCGUGCUGGGCGCCCUCCAGCGACAGCGCGGCCUGCGCCACCAGCAGGUAGGCCAUCACCUCCGGGGAAGGUGGGGGGCAGGGCUGGAGGACGACUGUCCCUGAGAGCCUGUUCCCCAAUCAGAGAUUGCAGAUAUUGAAAGAGCAGGCGAAUGUACGGCGCCGAUUUCGGUAGGCGGCCAAGUUUCCGGGUUCCCGGUUCGGGGUUCCCGGGUUCCCGGUUCGAGGUUCCUCGCCGAUCUCAGUGGGCUACCAGGUUCACGAAGCCUCUGC